AUGGAGAACGACUCCUCCUCCGACACGGCUGCCGACCCGCCCACUGCGACAGCCGAACCAACCCCUCGCUCGCUACAAGUCCCUCCAAAACCCGACCCCGACCCGCAGCCUGCGAAGCCCUCCAGUCGCCUGACCAUAAACACCGCUGCGCGGCCCUCGUUGCCUCCGUCGCCCGCCAUGGACUCGCCGCACCGCCGCUCCAGCUCCUACUAUAAUCGCAUUCCCAAGUCGCCCGGCGCCCCUCUCCCUAGCCCGCUCAACCGCAGCGCAAGCAGCCUCGGUGUGCGCCCAGCGUCGCCCGCGCUUUCGCGCCGCAGCUCCAUAGUCUCGCUCCAGGGAGCCGCCGCCGAAAGCACCCAUACCCCUAGAAAGUCCGUGACGCGACGCACAUCCGGCAACCUCAGAUCCACCUCGUCCGCGGCGCUGGCGUCCCCGCGUUCCGUCCCCGCCGAGGAGCCCGUGCCGCUCACGGCACAGAAGGUCGCCUGCGACUACUUCGCGAAAGAGCUUGAAUACCACAAGGGCGAGGAACUCUCUACACAAACGGUCGUUAUUCUGCACGAUGCUUGCUACGGUCACCGUUUCUCGCGCCCGAAGGCCACCAAGUCGGCGCUUAGCAUGAUCGUUGAGCGCCCGGAGCGCAUUCACGCCGGCAUUCUGGGAAUAUCAACGGCCUACGUGAGGUUCGCCGAGAGACAUGCAGGCGGUCCGCAUGCACCGCACCCGAAGCGCGACCCGCCCAAGGAGCUCCCGUUUACGAUCCGGCGCACGUCCCGCACGCUCGAUAUUACAUCCCCUAUCGUGACAAAUGUACAUGGAACCAAGUGGAUGGCGGAAUUGCAGACCAUGUGCAACACCACCACAGAGAAGUUGGCGUUGAACGGAAAGGAGCUUGUCAGGACAGACGAACCUGGCCAGCCUGAGAAGGAGAAGUUCCACGAGGGAGACCUAUAUCUCUCCCCAGAGUCCUUGAAUGCCUUCCAGGGUGCUCUUGGUGGCGUUUGCGACGGCAUCGAUGCCGUUUUCGCAGGCACCAAGGACAAGCCACGCAAUGCCUUCGUAUGUGUGCGCCCUCCCGGACACCAUUGCUCAGCGGACUUUCCGUCAGGUUUCUGCUGGCUGAACAACGUGCAUGUUGGCAUCGAGUAUGCAGCCCAGACCCACGGGCUCACGCAUGCUGCGAUCAUUGACUUCGACCUUCAUCAUGGCGAUGGCUCUCAGGCAAUCGCCUGGGAGCGUAACACCAAAGUGGCAAACAUGCCUGCCAAACAGCCUAAGAACGCACCGCCUCAGAAGAAGACUCAGAUUGGCUACUUUAGUCUUCACGAUAUCAACUCAUAUCCUUGCGAGUAUGGCGAGAUCGAUAAGGUCCAGGCGGCCAGUCUGUGCAUCGAGAACGCUCACGGCCAGACUGUCUGGAACGUGCACCUCCAGCCUUGGAAAACCGAAGAGGAAUUCUGGAAGUUGUACGAGACUCGAUACCUGACCCUGCUCGAGAAGGCUCGAGAUUUCCUACGAGCACACUCACAGCACCUUCGCGCUUCACCAAACCAGCCGCAACCUAAGGCUGCAAUAUUCAUCUCUGCCGGAUUCGAUGCGAGCGAGUGGGAAGGCCAGGGAAUGCAGAGGCACAAAGUCAAUGUGCCUACUGAUUUCUACGCCCGCUUUACGCACGACAUCGUCAAGUUGUCUCAAGAAGAGAAUCUUGGGGUUGACGGUAGGGUGAUUAGUGUGCUCGAGGGUGGCUACAGCGACCGCGCUUUGGCCAGUGGUGUUCUAAGCCAUCUGAGCGGUCUCUGCGAGGGCCAGAAGGUCCCCGCUACGAGGAAGGAAACUGCUGCGCUCAACGGAAUGAUGAUCGAUCGCACAGCUCUACAGCAAGCAUACGAGAACGGGGAGCAAACGCUUCGCUACAACGUCGAAUGGUGGCACGAGGCCAACCUGACGGCGCUUGAAACGAUGGUUUACCCCCCUCCUCCGGCUGCUCCCAAGAAGCAACAGAGAGGGCAGCAGGGCAACUUUGCAACGCCUACUCAGUCAUUCACUGCGAAGGUUGUUGACCCGGAAAAGUUCAUCCGUAACGCUUCUGGACACCUAGUCCCGAUUAGAGAGCUUCCGAGACCUCCCACACCCCCGCCACCGGAUGUCAACUGGAUCGUUGCGGCUCAUGAGCUCUGCAAGCUGCUUGUGCCCAGUGACCGUCAGACGAAGAGCUUCAGACCUGAAGAACUUGCCGAGCCGCGCAGCAAAAAGGACAAGUUACUUCCACCUGAGGUUCCUGUCAAUCCUACUGGUGGGAGGCAGUUGCGCGAGAGGAAGCCAAAGGUUACCGACUACUCUGAGGCCCCAUCGGACGACGAAAGAUCCCAACCAUUGUCCACAUUAGAUGCUGAUCGCCGGCGAACGAUGGGCGAUUACCCUGCUGGAAGAGACAAUGACCUACCCGACGUUCCUCAACUCCAACGGAGACAAAGUCUUGUUUCUGAAAUGGGCUCCGUCGCUGGAGAAUGUCCAACUGGCAAAGCAUCGACGGUCGCAUCAAGGCAACCGCCUGCGAAUGGGGUACAAGUGAAGAAGACUAGAGCCCCAAAGACGACCAAGCCAGACGCCACCGCGAAGCAACCACCGAGGCCCAUUGCCUCUAGAGCCUCAAACUAUGCGCAACCGAACAAGGCUUCUGCUGCAACAAAGACAGCCAAGGGAAAGGCAGAGAGUUCUGGCGAUGACGUGGAUCAGCUUACUUCGGGCAUUAAGAGAAUUACGUUGAAGAUGCCCACCAAGGAAGAGCAUGAUGCCCGCCAGGCAGCUGCUGCUGCGUCUGAGAAUGACACCAAGAAGCCAGCCGCACCCAAGACCACUAAAAAGGCACCAGCUGCUCGCAGCACCAAGACGGUGGGAGCGUCAAGGAGAGCUGGCGCAAAAGAGACGAAGGAGAUGAAGGAGACGAAGGAGACGAAGGAGACGAAAGAUGCAAAGAAGGCAAAGGAUGCGAAUGAGGCGAAAGAUGUGAUUGGGCUAAAGCCCACGCCGCCUCCGUCGGAACACACGGAGGAUGCAAUGUCCAUUGUGUCCUACACGUCUACGUCCAACCAGUCUGACCCUGCAGUUGCGGUUUCAGAGUCAACGCUGGCUGUCCCAGGGGGACUGGAGCCACAGCACGGACGGGCUCUCUCUCGCGCGUCCAUCGAAAACAUGGCAGAGCGGAUCAAGAACUCGUUCCCGCCGUCGCUAGCCUCACCUUCUGAGCUCUCGGAAGGAUCGACACCGCAGGGCCUCCUUGAGACGGCUGGACCUGUGCAUGUUCCAGAGGUGACGCCGCGGCCCGACUCGCCUCCUCCGCCUCCCCCGGCGACCAUGCCGCAGUUCAUCCAAUACGAGCCGGCAGAGAGUGGACAUGGUGGUACAGCCACGACUGAAGCUGACGCAGGUGAAGCGCAGCAGACAGUGGCCCUGCAGUGGCUGCCGCCGAACUCGGACCCUGAAGCUGGCGGUCGAUCGCAGGGGCCACCUCCAUCAUCGCCGGACCACAAGCAAAAGCAAGCACUGCCUGUGUUUAGCUCCAACAGCUUCAUUCCGUUCGGGCCGCCUACGAGCUCGAAGACCGGGGCUGACAGUGUCGUCACUGAGCGCGAGGAAACGGCGGAGGAUGUGAGGAACAUGCCGGAUGUUCCUGAAGCCAAGGAUUGA
Molecule: messenger RNA, 3687 nt
Organism: Diplodia corticola
Lineage: Eukaryota; Fungi; Ascomycota; Dothideomycetes; Botryosphaeriales; Botryosphaeriaceae
Product: histone deacetylase
Exons: 1
Coding region: 1-3687 (1228 amino acids)
Cellular component (GO): nucleus
Molecular function (GO): histone deacetylase activity
Source: RefSeq, a predicted model, not a curated record